AUGCUUGAUGUCGUCAACGGCGAAGAACUUGGAUUCUUGGAAGAAGGUUACCGAACAAAAGCAAAAGAAUCACUGGCUAAAGGCAAAGGACUGAAAGAAGGAACUGUUGGGCGUAAAGCUCAAUUCAAUUUGAUCACAAGACGCCUAAAGUCGUUUCCGUGGGAUGCGUUGGUCUAUGGAAGCAUAACAGCGUUCUAUCUGAAUUUGGAAAAAUUAGGGAAACCGGAAAGAUGUGUCAUGUUAUGAGCAUCGAUGAGUAGGUUACCUGUAUGGGUUGGUUUAAUGUGCUUAUGACUGAAUUUAGAGUAGCCUGCAUGACAGGCUACUAUUUCUCCCCAAUCCACAUCCCCUUUUUGCUUCCUCCUUAUCCCCUACCCCUUUCGACACCUGCUACGCAAGCUAAAUUUAUAGUUGUCAGUGGUCGCAAGGAUGGAGUUGAUCUUGUUUUGAUCUAUCGCUAAGUAGUUAUUUUCAUAGCACGAUUUGGAUAAGAAAAAGAAGUUAUUUUGCAUCAAAACAAGGUUUACCCGUGCAACUUAAAUUGGAAUGUUAACGGAAACAAGUAAUGGAGAACAUGCGCAUCAUUAUGAUAAUUAUUAGCAUUAUGAUAAUGCUCUCUGAUUAACCUGAACAGGAACUAUAUGUAUAAAGAUACGUCAUAUCUUGGUAGUAAGUAGCCACAGGUAACUUUUUCAAAGAGAAAUAAACAUUGUAGUUUUAGGUUAAUGGAACAAAACAAAACAAAACAUCCGCUUCCUUUAUCCAGGGUGGAACCCAAAGUUACAAAGUUCGAUAAAGUUCCAAUGUUUCAAUCCAAGAUGAAAGUUUAAUAUUCCAAGAUGCUCUUGAUACGGUUAAAAAUUAAUUGCAAUGUGUUUCCAACGUCUCAAAGUUAACAUAGUUCCAAUGAUUAUCCCUGAUUCCAAGGUAUAAUAAGUUUUUUAAGGUCCUGAUCCGUGUCCCAUCCAGAAGUCCAAUCCAUGCCGAAAGCGAGUCGUCGAUCGAAGAAGACAAUAUGUUCGCGAUUUCACCGCCAAUCGUCAAGGGUACGAGUUGAAAUUUACGCGAUUUAACCUCCCAUCGUCAAGGUGUUUUCCAUGAGAAAAGAAAAAAACUGAACUCUAGCUGUGCUCGGCAAAAACUGGCGAACUCCGAAUAGAAAAAUCUAUCGGAAAUCAUAGCCCGCAACCAGACGCUACUAAAACCUUAUGAAAAAGCUAGACCUAAACAAAAAAAAAAAUCAUGAAGGGAAGAAAUAAUUUGGCUUAGGUCGCCUUUCGUGACUUACCAGUAUCCCGGAGGAUUUCGCUGGUUAUCAAGCCAUCCUAAACCACGAGUGGCAAAACGCAAGGGCGACAAAUUUGGCAAGGAACGUUCUGAUUUCAACGUUCUUUAGAGGAAGCAAAUCGAUUAAAAAUCUAUACAGAUUUUGUACAAUCUGAUUGGUCGGCUUGGAAGAAGAGAUAAUCGAUAAAGAUUUUAGGCAAUCCUAUUGGCUGGCUUUGCAAUUUUGGGUACAACCGAACCGGAUUUUUACCGUGGGAGUGCCACAGGCAUCCCACGGAACAAGAAACGGAGAGGGAAAAAAGAUGUAUAAUGAAGAGGACCUUGUAACGGUAGAGAUCAAGGACAAGCAAGAACAAGAAUGCGUGACGGAAGUAAGAAUAGAUGAUAACAAGGAUGGAAUCUACAACAUCAUUUAUUUUCCCAGCGUUCAAAGGACAAUAAAGUUAUUAGUUAGGGUAAACGGGGAACAUAUUGAUGGAACUCCUUUUACUGUGAUUGUAAACCCAUUUCAAGUCAAACCUGUUUUAUGUUUUGGAAAGAAAGGCUCGGGUGAAGGAAUGUUCAAUAAUCCUCUGGGGGUGGCAGUGACUGCUAAAGAUGAAGUAGUAGUAGCUGACAACCAAAACCAUCGGGUUCAAGUGUUUGACAGUGAUGGUACUUUCUUAAGAUCCUUCGGUCACGAAGGUGAAAAUGCUGGAGAGUUUAAGAAUCAUACAGGAAUUGCCAUUAAUAAGGAUAGAAAUAUUCUCGUGUCAGAGUAUUGUAACCACAGAGUACAGAUCUUUAGUUGGGAGGGGAGGCACCUGGGUUCAUUUGGUGGCAAAGGAAGCCUUGAUAGUCAGCUCCUUCAUCCUUGGGGUUUAUCCUUAGAUAGUACUGGUAAUAUUAUUGUUGCUGAUACAGGUAACAAACUGAUAAAGAUCUUUACCCCGGAUGGUAGGUUUGUAAUGAAGAUAGGUGGGCAGGGUUCUUUUAGUCUUCCUAUUUAUUGUGUUCAGUGUGGUGAAUAUUUCAUAGUGUCAGACUCAACUGAACACUGUAUCAAAGUAUUUAACAGGGAGGGGCAUUUUCAGUACAAGUUUGGUAAGAUCGGGGAAGGAAACGGGGAGUUAAAUUAUCCACGUUUUCUUUCAGUGAGUCAGUUAAAGCACCUGUUGGUUUGUGAUUGUUUUAAUCAUAGAAUACAAGUCUUUGAACUAGAUGGAAAGUUUGUAGGAAAAUUUGGUACAAAUGGCAGAAAAUUAGGAGAAUUUAAUCAGCCAUUCUCAGUAGCUAUUCUAAGUAAUGACCAAAUUGUGGUGUCUGAUCACAACAAUAAUCGAAUUCAAAUAUUUGAAUGA
Porites lobata is the source of this 2627-nucleotide messenger RNA. Lineage: Eukaryota; Metazoa; Cnidaria; Anthozoa; Scleractinia; Poritidae. The record is from the annotation of a GenBank genome assembly.